Nerophis lumbriciformis (worm pipefish) is the source of this 3933-nucleotide messenger RNA. Lineage: Eukaryota; Metazoa; Chordata; Actinopteri; Syngnathiformes; Syngnathidae. The record is from RefSeq and is a predicted model, not a curated record.
AUGUUCGUGUCCAAAUCGCCCAAAAGUCAGUCCGAGGAUGCGUCAGCAGAGCAGAUGUGUAUGGUCGAGUAUGGCUGUGAGACGGAACCGAACUAUUCCGUGCGCACUUCAGAGCAACAAGUCCAGCAAGGCCAUGACAACUUGGCUUAUGAGCAUGGCAGCCAAAAUGACCUCUGCUCUUCAGUCAAAACCUCCACAGAAACCUUUAAACUCCUGGGCAUUGCCCCGGAGCACCCCAUCCAUGCCGUCGUGGAAAGCAAGAUCUCCAGGCUGAAUGGCGUGCUAGCGGUCAGCUCAGCUGUUACAAGCCGGCUGACCAAGGUGGACUACUUGAGUUCUAUGAUCUCUGCUGCAGAGAUAGCUCAGGAACUGUGCAAGAUGGGCUUCCAUGUGGAGUCAGGGGUGUGGAUCAGUGUGAAUGGCAUGCGUCGCCAUUCUUGCAUGGAGACUAUCGAGCAGCAUGUGACCUCUCUGCGUGGCGUCUUACAUGUUCGGGUGUCACUUGAGGAGGGUAAAGCACUGGUUGUAUUCCAACCACUUCUCAUCACACGACAGGAGGUCAGAGACAAAAUUGGUGAUUUGGGAUUUGUAGCUACGUUACUGGAUGAUGAUCCAUCUGGAGCUGUCAGCCACUGGCAGACGGAUGCAACCCAAAAUGUGACCGUUUGGAUUGGAGGAAUGACUUGCAACUCCUGUGUACAGUCCAUAGAGGGGAACAUCUCUCAGAUUAUGGGUGUCUACUCCAUUGAGGUGUCACUUAAAGAAGAAAAGGGAACAAUUACAUUUGACCCUGGCCUAACAGGGCCAGAGCAGCUCAGCGUCGCUAUUGAGGACAUGGGCUUUAAUGCAUCACUCCGAGAACCUUUCCAGCCUCAAGAAGCAUCGUUAAGCCAUGAACUCUCUGACCUUUCUGACCGGUCUUGUAGAACGGAAUUUAGCAAUGGCACCGUAUGUCAUUCCACUCCUGCAAACCAGCAGACUGGAACUAAAGAGCAAAAGUGCUUCAUCAGUGUGAAUGGAAUGACCUGCGCCUCGUGUGUGGCCAACAUUGAGAGAAACCUACUAAAACAUCAGGGGAUCAUCUCCGUUUUGGUGUCAUUGAUGGCUGGAAAAGCAGAGGUGAAAUACAAUCCUGACGUGAUUGACGUUCCCGCUGUGACUCAGCUUAUAGAGGAUCUGGGUUUUGGUGCCAAGUCCAUCGACGACAACAGAACCACACAUGGGGAACUGGACCUCAUUAUAAUUGGAAUGACAUGCACGUCCUGUACCCACAAUAUUGAGUCCAAGCUCAACACAACUAAAGGGAUCAUUUGUGCCUCUGUGGCCUUGACAACCAAAACAGCAAGCAUUCAAUUUGACCCAGACGUACUGGGACCUCGAGAUAUAAUCAAGAUCAUUCAGGACCUUGGCUUUGAAGCCAGUCUGAAGAAGGUGGGGGUCAAAAGCAAUCUUGACCACUCCGAAGAGAUUCGACAGCAAGUAUCUGGUCACCUUGUUGUUGCAGCAAAUUUAUUAAGAAGUUAUUUUAAAUGCAAUGGUAAAAAGAAAGCGUUUGCUUUUGAUGCUUGCAGAUGGAAGACUUCAUUCCUGCUUAGCCUAGUCUUUGGUCUGCCUGUAAUGGGCCUCAUGAUCUACAUGAUGGUGAUGGACAGUCAGCAUCAGCAGCAUGGCGGUGUCAUGCCAGAGGAGCAAAGCCUGCUGCCAGGCCUUUCUGUCCUAAAUCUGACCUUCUUCCUGCUGUGUACGCCUGUCCAGGUGUUCGGUGGCCGGUACUUCUACAUCCAGGCAUAUCGCUCUUUGAAACAUGGCACAGCUAACAUGGAUGUCCUUAUUGUGCUGGCCACCUCCAUCGCAUACAUUUACUCUUGCGUUGUGCUCAUUGUGGCCAUGGCAGAACAAGCCAGUCAGAGCCCAGUCACAUUUUUUGACACACCACCAAUGCUUUUCGUUUUCAUUGCACUGGGGCGGUGGCUGGAGAAUCUGGCCAAGAGUAAAACCUCUGCGGCUUUGGCCAAGUUAAUGUCACUACAAGCCACCGAUGCAACUGUGGUCACAAUGGGACCUGACCACUCCGUUAUCAGUGAGGAGCAAGUGUUAGUGGAGCUGGUACAACGGGGUGAUGUUGUGAAGGUGGCGCCAGGAGGGAAGUUUCCUGUGGAUGGAAAAGUAAUUGAAGGAAGCUCAAUGGCAGACGAGUCUUUAAUCACAGGAGAGCCGAUGCCUGUCAGUAAGAAGGUGGGCAGCUCGGUGAUUGCCGGCUCCAUCAAUGCUCAUGGCGCUCUUCUUGUGGAGGCCACCCACGUUGGCGCAGACACAACCCUGUCACAAAUAGUCAAACUGGUGGAGGAAGCCCAAACUUCCAAGGCUCCCAUUCAGCAGUUUGCUGACCGACUCAGCGGAUAUUUUGUGCCCUUCAUUAUUGUGGUCUCUCUUCUAACUCUGGUAGCGUGGCUUGCCGUCGGCUUUGUCAACUUUGACAUUGUGAGAGAAAACUUCCCGGGUUAUAAUAUCAACAUAUCCCAGGCAGAAGUCAUCAUCCGGUUUGCCUUCCAGGCAUCCAUCACGGUUCUUUCUAUUGCAUGCCCCUGUUCUUUGGGGCUGGCGACCCCGACAGCAGUUAUGGUGGGCACCGGGGUGGGAGCGCAGAACGGGAUUCUCAUCAAAGGAGGCGAGCCUCUGGAAAUGGCGCAUAAGAUCAAUGUAGUGAUGUUUGAUAAGACCGGGACAAUCACUAAUGGCGUGCCGCGUGUGACGCGCGUGUUGGUGCUAUGGGAGAUGGCCCGAAUGCCUCUAAGAAAGAUCCUGGCAGUGGUGGGAACAGCAGAGGCCAGCAGUGAGCACCCACUUGGCAUUGCAGUUGCCAAGCACUGUAAAGGAGAGCUGGGCUCUGAUGUGCUGGGUUACUGCCAAGACUUCCAAGCAGUGCCCGGCUGUGGGAUCAGCUGUCAGGUUACCAAUGUGGACCACCUGCUGCCACCGCAGAGCGAACGGCAGUUCCUGUUACCGGGGGCAUACACAGAUGAGGCAGCAGAAAUGCCGAAUGCAGGUGAGAUUGUAGGUUACUCUGUUCUCAUUGGGAACAGAGAGUGGAUGAGGAGGAAUGGCCACCAUGUUGGAGCAGAUUUGGAUGCGGCCAUGUCUAGCCAUGAGGCAAAGGGGCAGACGUCUAUUCUGGUGGCUAUAGAUGGUGUACUGUGCGCCAUGAUCGCCAUUGCAGACACAGUAAAGUCGGAGUCUGCCUUGGCAGUGCACACACUCCAAAGCAUGGGCAUUCAGGUGGCCAUGAUAACAGGGGACAACAGACGCACAGCUAAAGCCAUAGCUGCACAGGUAGGGAUCAGGAAAGUGUUUGCAGAGGUCCUACCCUCACACAAAGUGGCCAAAGUGCAGGAGCUCCAGGAACAAGGCUUGCAUGUGGCCAUGGUAGGAGACGGCGUCAACGAUUCGCCUGCCCUUGCCCGCGCUGAUGUUGGCAUUGCUAUCGGUACAGGCACUGACGUGGCCAUCGAAGCAGCGGAUAUAGUUCUUAUUAGAAAUGACCUCCUGGACGUCGUGGCCAGUAUCGAGCUGUCCAAGAGGACUGUGCGGAGGAUACGGAUAAACUUUUUCUUUGCUGUUAUCUACAACCUUGUCGGAAUACCCAUUGCUGCAGGGAUGUUUAUGCCUGCUGGUCUGGUGCUUCAACCGUGGAUGGGCUCAGCUGCAAUGGCCACCUCAUCACUUUCUGUGGUGCUGUCAUCUUUGCUGCUCAGAUUAUACAAAAAAACAUCGGUGGAGCUGUAUGAGGUAAGAGCAAGAGGCGUAAUGCGGAGUCUUCAGUCCUCACAGAUCAGCACAUAUCCGAGACUAGAAGGUCACCUACGCAGUCCGAUGGCAGGUCCUGCAACUAAAUCCUGGGAACAGCACGGUGCCAAUGGCACGCUCGUUUUAUAG